AAGGUUGACCUUGGAGAACGGCGCUAACAAACGAUAAUGAAGGUAGAGGAGUUUUACUCCUUGUUAGGAGAAAGACGAAAAACUUUAGCAGAUAUUCUACUCUCUAAAUUUGGAAAAGACUUGGAAAACAUACAGGCAAAUCAUAUUAACUUUUCUUAUACACUGAAUUAACAGAACUCAUGUAAUGAUGCGUGCGCUGCCCAGAAAGAUUUUCUUGAUGUUGAUGAUGAAGUAGAGAACCAAAUAAAUUCGAUAGCUGCGAAUCGUUACGAGAGGUUAAUAAAUGAUAUUGAGCUUCAGGCAAAAGGACUCAAGUUACCCAGAACGGAUGAUAAAGAAACUAAAGUUGGUCUUGAUAAAAUGAUUCACUUGUAUUUAAAACGUCAAAGCAACAUCAUAGAUAAUGAUUCCAACCUGGUAAAGAACCGUGAAAAACUAUGUCGUUUGUUAGAGACUGCCAGAUCACAGAAUUCUGGUAAUACAGUCGUCAAAAAGCUGAAGGGAUCUGCAUCGCGUAAGAUUCGUUCAGCUGUAUCACAAAGUUUCACGAAGCACACACGCCGGGUUCCAGGCUUGAAUGCUAAGUCAGAAAAAAUCCCUGUUGAUCACUGGCCCUCGUCAGAAAAUGGCUUUUUCUGUUUACUUAGAGGAUUUCUUACACAUGGGGGUGUACGGAGGAGAUUAACUACAGCUCAGAUUUGUGAAUAUGUUCGUGAAUGGCAGGUUUGCAAUCAAAACAGGUUAAGAACGGUUGGGAGAGGUUGCAGCUGGAUCGAUCGGGUUGAAGACUGGUCUUCUGUAACUCAUCAUGCAUUAGAUUUUCUUACCGCAGAAAGUUCACCCGAAAGUGUCAUACGUAACAGUUCUCGCCGGCUUGUAUGUCCGAGACCGUUUGUUAGUUUAAAACCGCGCAUUCAUCAGUGGUGUUGGCUCCUGUGCCCCCCAUCAGGAAUAAACCCUAAAGUCGACCAAGAAUGGAUCCAAAAAUUUGAACUGGAAACCAGAGAGUUGACGGGUUUAUUUUCUGACUGGCUUCGAGCUCCUCGUGGUCUUGGUGGGUUGACAGAUGCAGUUUUGUCGAUAACAGACUCCUUGCUUUUGAGUGGGAGGAAUAAAGUCAAAUCCGUUGAGAAUACAAAUUCUUCAGUUAUGGAAAAACAGUAUUCUGGAGGAUCUGAUGGUGACGGUGAUGUAGAAGACUCAGAAAUUGAUGAAGGUGAAAGAUGUUUACGAAUAGAUGAUUGCCAAGUUGAGUCAGAUGAUGGCGAUAAGAAAAGUGGAGACAUCCAAAAGAUUAGAAGAAACAUUUCAUCAAAACACUCUCAACAGUCAAUAUCCCAUGAAGAUAAUCGACUUUAUUCCGACGAUGAUAUCCCUCCACCACUUUAUCCAACUAGAUGGAAACUCCAACCAUUUUCAAAGGAAGAGAAGGCUGAUUUUCAAUUGCAAGAAGCUGAACGUUUUUCUCAUCCAUGGUCUCCAUUUGUUUAUCACAUACAAAACUACUGCGCUGUAGUUGGACCGUUACGCUCAGCUCCAAGUGCUUUAAGUCAUGACUUAGUGUUGUAUAAUUCUGGUCGUAAUUGGUCUGGUAACUCAAAGGCUAGAGACCAUCCUCUACUGCGGCUUGACCGCCCUAUGUUUGUAAGUUUAGCUGAAAUUGUCCGAGACGCUGUGGCUUGUUUGCCCAAUGGAGAAGGUACUCGUGCAGAUAUCACCACCCUUGUACAGAAUAGCGGUUUUUUAUUACCGAAUGUCAAUCCACGCCAGUUACAACAAUGUGUCAGUUCUGCGUUGGAUCGAUUACAAGGUGAAACUUCUGAUCCGUCGGUCUACUUUAAUAACAAUCGUCGUAUGUGGAUUUAUCGUCACAGACAUAGGACUGUUGAAAAGUUUGCUGAACUACACGAAGCAAGAUGUGCUGUUAAUGAAACCAAGAAAAUUAUUCAACGUGGUGGUAGUACAUCUGUUCUGAAUAUUAACCAAACAGUUAAACCUACUAAUAAAUUAAUUCCUGACAAGUAUCCAGAAUAUUCUAGCAAACAAAAUAAUUUACGACAUAAUUCUUCAAAAUAUUCUGGACGUUAUCAUAAUCAUCAUCACAGUGGCAGACAUAUUCAAUCGGGUUAUAUCAGUCGAGAUUAUGGGUAUAUGGAAUUAAACAGAAACUAUUCAUUUAUUGAUGAUGAUCAUAUACCUGAUAUUGAAGAAUUAGAGGCAGCUGAUGAAGUCAAUAUGAUGGAAUAUAAUUGUACAUCUGCUAAUUACUCAGUGAAUUCUAAUAAUGUCAAAGGUCAUAUUGGUACAGUGGUUGAUAACACUGAGUAUGAUGAUGAUAAUGAAAUGGAUGAAGUGGAUUAUGAAAGUGAAAUUCUAAGUGCUUGGGAUGAUGAUAAUUCAAUUGAUCGAAUAAUCAAUCCUCCUACUGGUCAACAACGAGGCAAUCAACAAUUCAACAAAAUGCCUAGAUACUUGGAUCCAUUUCAGUCAAGAAGUCCAACAUCAUUUAUAUUGCCAUCAAAUAAUUACUCUCAGUCAACCAGUAAUUACAAACAAUCACGAUUAAAUGAUUCUAAUUAUUCAUCGAAUUCGAAACGGAUUCAUAAAAACUACACAACUGCUACUGCAGAUGAUGAUGAUGACGUUGAAAUUGGAAACUAUAUUAUUGACAGUGAAGAGAUAAACGAGGAAUAUUUCUAAGCUUUCUGAAUCAUUAUCUAAUUAAUGAUGUGUAAAUAUCUCAUACCUUUUGAAAAUCUCAUUUUGAUAAAGUGAUUUGUUUUUUUUUGUUUGUUCUAACUGCAAAUAGAUUUCCUCCAUCUUUUUAAUUUCUUUGGAAUUUCAAAAAGAGUAAACAACCCUGAUAUUUUUUAAUUUCUAUUCCAUUCCUAACAUUCAUUCAUGUUUAACUUAACAGCAAUUAAAAUGUAAAUCAAAAUUUCAUUUGUACAAUUAUUUGACCUACCUACAAAUAAAUCAGUAGUGUCGAUGAAUUAUCAUCGGUCAGUUUAGUUGUUUAUUAACCAGCGAAAUACUUCCAUGUUCAAAAGCCGAUAAGUGGAGUCAGAAUUUGUUAGCGGGACAUAGAUUGGAUUAAAGCAUGUUCCAUGCACAAUUGCGUUGCUGCACACUGAUUGGCUAAUUCUUAUCCAAUCAGUGCUAGCCGAUACUUGGAGAAGACUCGAGAAUCUUAUGUAAAAACUAUAAAUAUACUAACGUUUUUCUUAUUGUGCUUCUUGCUUCCAUCUACCCUUGUUAUUUGGAAUAUAAUCUCUUUUCCUGUUCAA
Schistosoma haematobium is the source of this 3287-nucleotide messenger RNA. RefSeq lists its product as uncharacterized. The record is from RefSeq and is a predicted model, not a curated record. Gene Ontology annotation, cellular component: Ino80 complex. Bases 361 to 2700 code for a protein of 779 amino acids. Lineage: Eukaryota; Metazoa; Platyhelminthes; Trematoda; Strigeidida; Schistosomatidae. The transcript is spliced from 9 exons.